Molecule: messenger RNA, 2820 nt
Organism: Anolis sagrei ordinatus
Lineage: Eukaryota; Metazoa; Chordata; Lepidosauria; Squamata; Anolidae
Source: RefSeq, a predicted model, not a curated record
GGAGCCGGGGCCGAAGCGGCGGAAGCGGGAGGGAGCCAUGCAGGGCCGGGGCCUUGGGGGGCCUCCGCGGGAGAGGAGCCGGAGCAGCACCCUUCCCUCCUCCUCCUCCUCCUCUUCUUCCUCCUUCUCUUCGGGUGGCGGAGGUUCAACGUUGCUGUCUUGAGCGCCCGCCUUUGCUUCCUUCCUCCUUCCUUCCUCCGUCUCUGGCUGAGGAUGGCGGGGGCCUCGGCGGCCGGGGGCCUGAGCUACUCCCCGCCUUGGUGGGUCUCCCUCCUCCACCGCCUGCCCCACUUCGACCUCCGAUGGGAGCCCACUGGGGACGAGUUCCGACCCGAAGACGCCGAGUACCAGCAGGCCCUGUUGUUACUGGGAGGCGUUGCUCUCUCCUGCCUUGCUCUGGAUCUCCUCUUCCUCCUUUUCUAUUCCUUCUGGUUGUGUUGUCGCCACCGGAAAAGUGAGGAACUGAAUGCGGAUUGCUGUUGCACAGCCUGGUGCGUCAUCAUUGCAACGCUCGUCUGCAGCGCUGGCAUAGCUGUCGGCUUCUAUGGGAACGGGGAGACCAGUGAUGGCAUUCAUCGGCUAACGUACUCCUUACGACAUGCCAAUCGCACCGUUACCGGGGUCCAGGACAGGGUGCGUGACACUGCCGUGGCUCUGAACAAAACAGCAGAGCCUUAUUUGGGGGACCUGGAGGUCAUGUUCGCCAAGCAGACGGAUUAUCUCCACGUGGUCCAAAAACUCCAGGGACUCCUGGACGAGCUGGUGAGGCAGACAACAGAAAUUCCUUUCUGGAAGAACGACGAGGUCUCAUUAGAUGAGCUGGCAGAUCGUGUGGAUCAGUAUGACUGGUACAGAUGGUUGGGAUACCUGGGCCUGCUCCUCUUCCACGUCUUGAUCUGUUUGCUGGUGCUGUUUGGAUUAAUUAGAAACUCAAAAGGCAUUCUUAUCGGAGUGUGUCUUCUCGGGGUUCUCGCCCUUGUCGUGAGCUGGGCUUCCCUGGGUCUGGAGCUGGCUGUUGCGGUGGGUUCCAGUGACUUUUGUGUUAACCCUGAUGCUUACAUCUCCAAAGUGGCGGAGGAUAACGCGGUGCUCACUACUGAUACCCUGAACUAUUACCUUGCGUGCAGUACUGGCUACCCAAAUCCCUUUCAGCAGAAGCUAUCAGGAAGCCACAAAGCCCUGGUUGAAAUGCAGGAUGACGUGCUAGAUCUCAUGAAGUCUGCAAUCAAGGAAUACCCCACUUCUAAGGAGUACCUUAAUCGAGUCCAGGAAGUCCUGAACUCCACGGAAAUCAACCUGCAGCACCUGACUGCCUUGGUGGACUGUCGGAGUCUCCAUUUGGAUUACAUCCAGGCUCUGACGGGCUUCUGCUACGACGGUGUGGAAGGGCUCAUCUACUUGGUUCUCUUCUCCUUCGUCACAGCCCUCAUGUUCAGUUCCAUUGUGUGCAGUGUCCCACAUACCUGGCAGCAAAAAAGGAGUUCGGACGAAGAUGCAGAGGACGAGUCUACGGCUCAAGGGAACCGGCAAACACACGACAACUUGUACAGGGUCCACAUGCCCAGCCUCUACAGCUGUGGGAGCAGCUAUGGCAGCGAGACCAGCAUCCCAGCGGCAGCGCACACCGUCAGCAAUGCUCCUGUUACAGAGUACAUGACCCAGAAUGCAAACUUCCAGAAUCCCCGCUGUGAGAACACUCCUUUGAUUGGCCGGGAAUCUCCUCCCCCUUCUUACACCUCCAGCAUGAGAGCCAAAUACCUCGCCACCAACCAGCCUCGGCCGGACACUGGCAGUGUGCAUUAAAGACUCUGAACGUGUUUUAAGUCAAUCAAAACAAAAACAAAACAAACGGAAGAAAACGUGCCAACUGCUGCCACCCGCCCUCCGCUGCCCUCGCAGACCAGCCCUGCUUCCCCUGCCUCCCUCGCCCUGGAUCCGACUCAAUCGCUUUUCCUUCUUCUCCUGCCUUGGCCUGGGACAUGUCUCUUUGGGACCAUCUUUGAUGGAAGAGUAUUCCAGAUCCAGUCAAUGCUUACUUGCACCUGUUUGUGUGUGUGGGGAGAGAGAGAGAGAGAAAUGAAUGCACAUGCAUGCACACACACGCAGGAGAUCGACCCAUCCGCCUGCUUUGCUCUGUGGUGUUUUGAAAUCCAUGCUUGAGGACAACUUUUCAGGAAAUUGCAAGCUGUUUCUCAUCUCCUCCCGUUGGGGGGGUCUCUUUCCAAUCCGAAAAUGACCUGUCUCAAUUGUGCGAAAGUGUUUGUGGAUGUGACAACAUGACCUAAGGAAGCCUCCUUCAAUGCGCACACUGUCAUAAAGUUCCAAUGCGCCCAACCCUUUUUGCAGCUGCUCUUGAGAAGCCCGUUUCCCAGCAUCAAGCGAAAUCUAGGAAGCCAUUUGAUCCUUCCAUUUGAGGAUGAGAAGGUCUGCUGAUCCAAUCAUCCUCCUUUGUGUGUAUUGGAUGCCGCCCCCCCCCCCCGCCCCCCGGAUACAACUUUAUGUCUCUCUUUUUGUACCUGGGACGAAUGAGUGGGCUUCCUGUACCAGAUACUCUAUAAAUGUGUGUGUGUACAAGCCGACAACACACACAUCCACCGGUUGCACUAUACCUGCCCUUUGGACUAUACCUUCUAAGCUAUCAGCAAGACAUCCUGGAAACUGGAUUCAGCAAUUUCUUCUGGUGCCAAAAUAUUUUAGAGUUGCAAAGAAAAAGAAAGAGAAAAGCUUUGUAGGGUGUAGAGGAAGCGUCCAGCCUCAGCUGUUAUCUGCCCUUGCUUGAAUUCAACCCACAUCAAGACCAAACAAGGUUGCCAUCAGAAA